UGAGACUUGGGAAGAGCUCUGCGGUCCCUGGGGGUCCAUUUGGCCUCGGUUUGAUCACUUCUGGGGAUCGGAUGCUCGCUGCUUUGUGGGAGACCAUUCAUUUCAUACAUCUAUGGAGUCCCUCUGACAUGUAGGUUUAAGAGGCAAGCUCACCUCAGGCGGCUGCUUGGCCUGUGCUGUGAUUCAGACGUGACUGUGUAGAGAGCUGGACCGACUUCUUCCUGGCUCGUGAGAAGCUGUGUCCUAACUGGGCCAGGGCUGUCCCUGGUCAUGUCAGAUCAGAAGCCGGGUUCUCAGCUGCCUCUGCUAACACCUACGCGCAACCCGCCAAGCCCCAGGAUCCGGCCUGGGAGCGCUCCUCGAGCGCCAUGGCCCCCUGCCCUGUGCUGCAGAAGGAGAGGCUGUUCCAGUCCGGAAGGCACACCUACAGAAUCCCCGCCCUGCUCCACCUGCCCCAGCAGAACACCCUGCUGGCCUUCGCCGAGAAGCGGGCGAGUAAGAAGGACGAGCAUGCAGAGCUGAUUGUCCUGCGCAGAGGCACGUAUGACGUGUCCGCCCACUGGGUCCAGUGGCAAGACCAGGAGGUGGUGGCCCAAGCCCAGCUGGAGGGACACCGGUCCAUGAACCCGUGCCCCUUGUAUGACGAGAAGACGGGGACCCUUUUCCUCUUCUUCAUUGCCGUCCUGGGCCAGGUCACCGAGCACCACCAGCUCCACAUGGGGCACAAUGUGGCGCGGCUGUGCCACGUCACCAGCACCGACCACGGCAAGACCUGGAGCCCCGCCACGGACCUCACCGACUCCGCCAUUGGCUCAGCCCAAAGGGAGUGGGCCACGUUCGCGGUGAGCCCGGGGCACGGUCUACAGCUGCACAACAAGCCCCAGAGCCUGGUGCUGCCUGCCUACGCCUACCGGAAACUUCCCUCCCAGCGUGGGCCGGUCCCCUUCGCCUUCUGCUUCAUCAGCCACGACCACGGGCUCACGUGGCAAAGGGGGAACUUCGUGGCCCCGGACACCCUGGAGUGCCAGGUGGCUGAAGUCAGGGUUGGAGGGCAGAGGGUGCUGUACCUUAACGCUAGAAGCUCCCUCCGAGCCAGGGUCCAGGCCGAGGGCACCAGUGACGGGCUCGACUUUAAGGAGGUCCAGCUGGUGAAGCAGCUGGUGGAACCUCCCCACGGCUGCCAUGGGAGCGUCAUUGGCUUCCCCAACCCCAGGGCAGGGUUGGACUCCUGGGACACGUGGCUGCUCUACUCUCACCCGGCAGACUCCACGCACAGGUCCAACCUGAGCGUGUACCUCAACAAGCAGCCCCCGGACGCCUUGGCCUGGUCGAAGCCCAGGCAGCUGGCCUCGGGGAGCUGUGCUUAUUCGGACCUCCAGAGCAUGGGGGCCGGGCCCGACGGGUCGCCCCUGUUCGGGUGCCUGUACGAAUCGGAUAACUACCAGGAGAUCAUCUUCCUCAUGUUCACCCUGAAACAAGCCUUCCCGGCUGAAGUUUUGCCUCAGUGAGUCAUCCCUGUGCAGUCCAAGAGCGGCUUCUCUUCUCCUUUUACGUGCUAAUUGCAAGGCUAAUUAUUUUUCUUCUCUGUCGGUGCCCUCUGGAUUUGGGAUGCCGUCUCCUGGUUCCCUUCAUUAAAAAUAUGAGGGAAGUUCUGCCUCCCAGCUCUGCUCCUUCUCUGUUUGAGUCUUCCCUGUGGAUUCAGUUUUCAGUCUAGAAACCAAAGGGACCUGGCUUCCUGUAGCCCCUUGAAAGUGAGGGAGGGUGUGCUGGUUUGGAUGUAUUGUGUCCCCCAAAACACCAUGUUCUUUAAUGCAGUAU
Choloepus didactylus (southern two-toed sloth) is the source of this 1818-nucleotide messenger RNA. It is a transcript of the gene NEU2, whose product is annotated as neuraminidase 2. Bases 369 to 1508 code for a protein of 379 amino acids. Gene Ontology annotation, biological process: oligosaccharide catabolic process; ganglioside catabolic process. The record is from RefSeq and is a predicted model, not a curated record. Lineage: Eukaryota; Metazoa; Chordata; Mammalia; Pilosa; Megalonychidae. Gene Ontology annotation, molecular function: exo-alpha-sialidase activity. Gene Ontology annotation, cellular component: lysosome; membrane; cytoplasm. The transcript is spliced from 5 exons.